CGCCCGGGCGCGGAGCGGGAGCCGUGGGAAGGGCCGGCGAGGAAGACUCCUGGCGCCCAGGGUGGGAAGUGGGGAGUUGAGGCGGUGAUGUGGGGAUAUCAAGGAGGGCUGCGCGGAAAGGGAGCGGCAGGGCAGAGCGGGCAACAGCUGGGGGUUGUGGAGGGUGAAGGAAGGGAUCCGAGGGAAAGGGGUCUGGGGGAAAGUGAGGCGCGGGAGUGAGAGGGGGCGCUUGGGCUGGGAGCGGAGGGCUGCCGCGUGCUUCUAGGGGUGGGGUUCGAGGGCGCAGGUGAGGGGGUCUGAGGGGCGGAGCUGGGGUCGGAGGGAGGCAUCGAGGCCCUAAGCCCGGGUUCCAGGUCCCUGCUCCAGUCUCCGGAGGCGAAGCCGGGAGCUCCGGGCUCGGCGAUGCGGGUGCCCCUGGGCGCGCUGGCCGGCGCGGCGGCGCUGACCGGGGCGCUCAGCUUCGUGCUCCUGGCGGCCGCCAUCGGCACGGACUUCUGGUACAUCAUUGACACCGAGCGGCUGGAGCAGAGCGGCCGGGGGGCGCAGGACCCCGCGGGGGCCGCCAACCGCAGCCAGCUGGAGCCUCUGAGCUCGCACUCCGGCCUCUGGCGGACCUGCCGGGUCCAGAGCCCGUGCGCGCCGCUGAUGAACCCCUUCUGGCAGGAGAAUGUGACGGUCAGCGACUCCAGCCGACAACUCCUCACCAUGCACGGGACGUUCGUGAUUCUGCUGCCGCUCAGCCUGAUCCUGAUGGUCUUUGCGGGGAUGACGGGCUUCCUGAGCUUCCUCCUCCGAGCCUCCAUCCCCCUCCUGCUCACGGGAACCCUCUUCCUCUUCGGAGCCUUGGUGACGCUCGCUGGGAUCAGUGUCUAUAUCGCGUACUCAGCUGCCGCCUUCCACGAGGCGCUGUGUCUCCUGGAGGAGAAGGCCCUGCUGGACCAGGUGGACAUCCGCUUUGGCUGGUCCCUGGCGCUGGGCUGGAUCAGCUUCACCACCGAGCUGCUCACUGGGGCGGCCUUCCUGGCAGCAGCCCGUAUGCUCAGCCUGAGACGGAGGCAGGACCAGGCCGUAUGAGCCCAGCGUGGGGUCCUGGUGGGC
Equus caballus (horse) is the source of this 1098-nucleotide messenger RNA. RefSeq names its product transmembrane protein 114 (gene TMEM114). The record is from RefSeq and is a predicted model, not a curated record. NCBI's taxonomy places the organism in Eukaryota, Metazoa, Chordata, Mammalia, Perissodactyla, Equidae. Gene Ontology annotation, cellular component: apical plasma membrane.